Cariama cristata (Red-legged seriema) is the source of this 508-nucleotide messenger RNA. RefSeq names its product transmembrane protein 182-like. The transcript has 4 exons. Lineage: Eukaryota; Metazoa; Chordata; Aves; Cariamiformes; Cariamidae. The record is from RefSeq and is a predicted model, not a curated record. The annotation marks the transcript as partial. Gene Ontology annotation, cellular component: membrane.
AUGAAGGCUGGCGUAGCUGCCCUCACAGCCGGGAUCUUCGGCGGCACCGGCGUUUUGCUCUUUCUCAUCGCUUUCGGGACGGAUUACUGGCUUCUAGCUACAGAGACCUGCGGUGUCUUCGAGCAUGGGAAUAGCACUCUGCGAACCGGGGAGGUUGAAACGCUGACGGAGGUCAGGAAGGAGAUCCUCACUUUCCAUCAUGAAGGCUUCUUCUGGCGGUGCUGGUUCUUUGGCGAGGGCCACCCGGAGACCAUCUGGACCUUCUGGUACACCAGCCAAGCACACCCCAAGUUCUGCAUGCACGGCUACCUCUUUCCCAUGCCCAUCACUCUUGGACCUUUCCCCCAUCCUUCCUACGACACAACCGCAGUGUACAGAGGCUUCUGGACGGCGUUCAUCAUGCUGGCCGUCGCCGCCGGGCUGGUGGGAGGGCUGCUGCUGGUGUGCGGCGUGCCCUUCGUCAACCCCCGCUCCUACAAAGUUGGAGGCGGAUUCCUCCUCGCCUCGG